This is a messenger RNA of Lytechinus variegatus (green sea urchin), 3057 nucleotides long. RefSeq names its product kelch-like protein 20. Gene Ontology annotation, molecular function: protein binding. The record is from RefSeq and is a predicted model, not a curated record. Lineage: Eukaryota; Metazoa; Echinodermata; Echinoidea; Temnopleuroida; Toxopneustidae. The transcript has 2 exons. Bases 218 to 1957 code for a protein of 579 amino acids.
GAGGCUAGGCAGAUGCAGCUGCAGAGACAAGUCGACGAACGCCAGAACAUUAAAACCAAAAUAGAAUUUCGGAAGGAGUUGUCGCUGGAAGAUUAGGAAUUUGACAUCGAUGGAUUAUCUCAUACUGAGUGAUGAGUCAACUUUAAACUGAAUUGCAUCACGAUUCUCCAGCGGACAAGACAUAAUUCAGAACACAGUUAACAAAAGACAACCAGACAUGACUUCCACAUCUCGCUUUCAAGCUGGAGUAAAGCAAGAGUACAUCUUUCGAGAAGCUCACCAUCCUCACCAUGUCCUCGCUGGCCUCAAUGAUAUGAGAGAAAGUGGCUCUCUCACAGACACCACCAUACAGGUAAACAAGAGUCACUUUCGCUGCCAUCGUGCCAUUCUCGCUUGCAAUAGUCCAUACUUUCAGGCUAUGUUCACCAAUGAUUUCCUAGAGAAGGUCAAAGGCAUCGUGACCCUUGACAGAAUGAAUCCAUUAAUAGUUGCCCAGAUCAUUGAGUUUUCCUACACAUCGCAACUGACCAUCAACACAUCCAAUGCACAGGAGUUGCUUGAAGCAGCCAGUCACCUGCAGUAUCAGAGCAUUGUCAAAGCCUGUUGUCUUUUCCUCAAGAAGCAUCUGAAUCCAUCCACAUGUCUGGGAAUUAAACACCUUGCAGAAACCUACUCCUGUGCAGACUUACUUGCAGCUGCUUCAAAGUACUGCCGAGAGAACUUCAUCGAAGUAAGUCAGCAAGAAGAUUUCCUGAGGCUAUCGGCUGAUGAGCUUGCAGAUUACAUAUCUUCAGAUGAAUUGAAGGUAGAAAAGGAAGAAGUUAUUCUCAAAAUGUGUAUGAAAUGGUGUGAGUUCAGUCACGACAGAUCUGAAGCAUUCCAUCAGGUUCUCGAGAAGGUACGUCUAGUGUACAUCAAGCCGUCCGUCCUUCUAGGAUAUUUGUCCAAUCCCAUCAUAAAGGAUCACAACCAGAAUGGUAAACAGAUCCUUGCAGCUAUAUCUUUGCAACAGCAGCUCCAAAACAAAACAAGCGCAGAGGGUUGUAGCCCUAUCCCCCGUCCUUCUACAUAUGCUGAAGUAAUGGCAGUGGUGAGCGGAUAUGGCAAGAACUAUUCAAGCGUGAGAGAUGUGGUAUACUAUGAUCCAAGCAAUGACAAAUGGGCUCCUUUAGCCCAGCUUCCUCACAGUAUCAGCAAUUUUGCUGUUUCAGUGCUGGAAGGUCAAAUCUAUGUCACAGGAGGUAAGGUGAACCGAACAAUAACCAGCUCAACAUGGGUGCUAGACCCAGCCACGAAUGCAUGGUCCAAGGGCACAGAAUUGAAUGGAGCUCGGCAGCAGCAUGGUUCAACUGCGACAGCAUCUGGAAAGAUGUUUGUGGUUGGAGGGGAGAAUGAAAGUGGUAUGGACUGGACAGUGGAGGAAUUCACCAAGUUGCAGAAGAAGUGGACAGUGGUUACAUCGCUCCAACAAGCUGUGGUUGACCCUGCUGUCGUGUCUAUCAAAGAAAAGAUUUAUGUUGUUGGUGGUAGCACCGAGAUGCACAUGGCCUAUGAGCAUAUACAAUGCUUCAACACGACCAACAACAACUGGCACAUCAUCAAGCACAUCUCGAUCCCAAGCUGUCAUUUCCCAGCAGUUGCUAAUGGCAACAAGAUAUAUCUAAUGAGCGGAUUCGGCAAACAGGGUGUUAAGGUCUAUGAUGUAGAACACAAUACAAUGCUUCCCCCUGUCCCUAUGUGUAGCUCUGAGAGGCACUUAUUUGCUGCAUCAUCUGUCCAAGGUAAGAUUGUUGUCACUGGAGGUAUGGACAACUACCAGUCUCUCUCAUCUACAGAAGUCUACUGCCCUACUACCAAUGAAUGGAAGUUAGGAGCUCCAAUGCCAAAGGCUCUCAGAGCGCAUAAUUGUGGAGUGGCCUGCAGGCUCUACUUGGGUCCGCCAUUUGAUGGUGAUUGAGCUUUUCAUUCGCUAGCAUAAGUAGAGCAUAGGUAGUACUGUAUAACCAGGUCCUCUUCAUCCAAUAUAUUCAAAACUAAAGACGGCUCAAUUAUUUAAAUGGUGUAUGAGGUGGCAUCCAUAAUAUGAUGGUGAUUUACUUUGAAAAUGUUGAGGAAAAAAAAAUAUUCAAAGAGCUAGAAAACAUAUGCUUGUGUUAUGAGUGCAUUAUAUUUGAGAAUGAUUAUGAUCAAUACAAAUGAAUUUACUUUGUAUUUAGUUCAUGUGGAGUGUUGACUUUGGUUGACAGAAGUGAGCCAGUGUUGAUGAAGUUGACUGUAGUGAGAAAGACGAUAAUUCAUGUCCCUGAAUUGUGUUAGAAUCAGCUGCAAGCUGAUGAAGCUUCUUGCAGUAAGAACAUGGUUAUUAUCAAAAAUGAAAGUGCAUCAACUGUAAAAGACAGAAGUAAAAUAUGGUUUGAAAAGGGGUUUGUUUGGCUACAAUUUCUUAAUUGUAGUUGAUUAAAAUGCAAAGAUGGCUGUUGUGGUAGUUAUGUACGUUACAGUUCCUAAGUUGUAAUGUAAUUUGUAAACAUGUUUAUCUGUAAUUUUCAAAACUAUCCAUGAUGUUGCUGUUUUUCUCUUAUAUUUGAUUUUAUACCGCACUGCAGUUUUUGCAGAUGUAGCCAAAGAUUAUGGUUAGCUGGAGUGUCAGUGACUAUUUUCUUUUUUAAUUCCUUCUAAAGAAAAAAAGAAGAAUUAUAUUCCAUGUGUAUUAAAUGGGAAUAUUAAAUAACCAGUAAGGAUCUGUAAAGAAACCAAAAUUCUCUGACAUAUAUUCUUAUGCAUCUUUAUGUAAGAUUGAAGUAAGUUAGUUAGAAGUGCAAUAAAUAAAGAGUCUACUCAAUAGUACUUACAGUGGAUUAUGUGACUGGAUUAUUCUACUACAAUAAGAUCAUUAGUUCAUGAAGAAUAUAAUAUACAUAUAGUUUCUUUGAUAUAGAUCAAUGUCAUGUUGGUCAGAGCUGGACCCUGUCUGACAAAGAUUUACGAUUUAUCCGAUUAGCCUCAAGUAUAUAGAAAUCAAUCGAUGUAAUGAUUUUUCUUCAGGAAAUUUGAAGA